Molecule: messenger RNA, 228 nt
Organism: Aspergillus affinis
Lineage: Eukaryota; Fungi; Ascomycota; Eurotiomycetes; Eurotiales; Aspergillaceae
Exons: 1
Coding region: 1-228 (75 amino acids)
Source: RefSeq, a predicted model, not a curated record
AUGAAGACCAACUUCCUCCUCGUCCUUAGCGCUAUGGCCGCUACUGUUUUCGCCAACCCUACCUCCGAUGACAACCUAGUCGCACGAAAGGAGAUCUGCCGCAAGGCCAGCAGCUGCAGCGCGUUCUGGUCUGGCAAAUGCGAAGAAUACUGCGCCCCGUACAAGUUUUCCCAUAUGAGCGGUGACACUUGCGAUGGAGCCCUUAAGAGAUGCUGCUGUGAUGCUUAA